AACCACAUACUUUUCACGUGGUCUGACAAGAGGAAAGCGCCUCCCAUCCCACCACUGCCAGUGAUGUCGUCUCUUCUGAGGGAGGAGAUGCAGAGAGUUUUAUUCCGACCUUCAAAACAGUCACUGGUGGAGUAUAUUGAGAUUGAAGAGCCAACACACGGAAGACAUUUUCUUUGUGUCUCAGUUGCUAAAAAGAAAUUAGUGCAGUUAUGUAUAGUGCGAUGUCAGAUAUCUCAGACGGCCCUGAAGUCUGGAUCCAAAGGGUCCCACACCGAACGCUCCAGCAUACAGGAGUGCUACAGGAAGGCGGAGGUUUGGUCCCUGCAGGACCUGACUCUUGUUGACGGACGGGAUGCUGAUGUGGAUGACCCCUGUUUCCUGCUGCACUUUGACAAGGUCCGUACAGUGACGGCCGUCAGCUGCUCGGCCAAAUAUUCGUUUGUGCGUGCCCUGUUUGCUCUCAGCGAACAGCACUGCCAGAAGCCACUAAACCUGCGGAACUUUGACUGGGCCUACAUCACGCCCACCGCCUUCUACUCUAACAGAGGAGACUGUGUUGUGCUAACACAGAUUUGCUUCUAUGCUUUAAAUUUGGUUUGUCUGUCCAUGUGUCCCGUGCCUCUGGAUGCAUAAUGGAAUGACGCAAUGAUUGUGUGUGUGUCAUUUAACGUGUAUGUGUGUAAAAACAUGUGUUGAGAAGGAAGUGUGAAAUGGGUGUAGUAUUGUGGAAUCUGUUACAACAAAAGGGCUUAUUUACCAUGAAAUGUCUUUUGCAUCAAUACUCUGCUGAAUGUAUCUUCAUGGCAAAUGCAAGUUUUAGGGCGCUAAGUGUUUUUUUCGAAAGUACAAUCCUGUACUGUGAUAAUUUCAUGACUUAUCCCUGAAAGUAUUCUUUUCUCAGUGCUAUUGUAUAAAUGUCCAUUUCAA
Messenger RNA from Notothenia coriiceps (black rockcod), 927 nucleotides. It is a transcript of the gene exoc1l, whose product is annotated as exocyst complex component 1 like. The record is from RefSeq and is a predicted model, not a curated record. The coding region runs from base 64 to 633 and encodes 189 amino acids. The transcript has 4 exons. Lineage: Eukaryota; Metazoa; Chordata; Actinopteri; Perciformes; Nototheniidae.